CCGACCUGGUCGUUCCCCGUCUCGUCCCCACGACUCUGGCGCGCUCCACAGCAAUGUUUGCGGAUAUAUGCGACGGCUGCUUGCUGCUUUUGUUGGCGAGCUCCACUGAGCGUCUGCGCCUUUAAAGGCUUGUAAAGUGCGCCUCUCUACACAUCGCACAGUUCAACUUCUCCACAACUCCGACGCGCGUGGGCGAGUAGAGUAGAGACACCUUAACCCCGGAGAGGCUCACCUUCACGGCUAGACCCAUGGAAUAAUAACUAUGGAAUACCACUGGAUACUGCUGUCUGUGUUUUUGCAGUUAACCUUCCAUCCAGGAAACACCAAGCCCACCAUCACCCCCGUCGACCCCCACCUUGUCGUCCCGCUCAACGCACCCUUCGAGCUGCGUUGCCAGGGUGAGAAGGAGAUGCAGUGGCAGCGGGAGGACCGGCCGAAGGUGCGGGGAGAGAAAAAGGUGGCUGGGAUGUCCACGCUGCGCAUCCCCAGGGCCCAGCCUGUUCACAUGGGCCGCUACAUCUGCUUGGAGGAGAGCACCAAGGAGCGAACCUCCAUCUACGUCUAUGUGAAAGAUCCUGACAAUCCCUUCAGAAAAUCAAUGGUGUUCAACAUUCUCACUCGAGUGGGAGACAAUGCUUCCAUCCCUUGCCUGGCAACCGAUCCAAGUCUGGACAACCUGCGCCUGGAAACAUGUUCUAGCAGAGCUCCGGCCUCUGGUCUCCAGUUCUCUGCCAGCCCGGAGCAAGGCAUCGUCAUCCACAACACACAAAAGGCCUUCGAAGGAUGCUAUGUGUGCACGGGAAGACUCGGGCAGGAGAGCGCCAGAUCGCAUGACUACUACCUGACAGUGAGGCCAGUCCCUGUUGCUCCUCCUGUGAUUGAGAUGCAGGCAACCAAAAGAGUGAUUCUCACGCGGAAUGAGAGUCUCUCCCUCACCUGCAACACCACCAACGUCAACGCAGAAAUCCAGCUUAAGUGGAUCCCCCCUCCUGGCUCGGGUGCCGUCUGGUAUCCACAGCAACCAGUAAAGGUUGACGGUGCUUCACGCAUCCUGACGGAGAACUUCAGUCACGUGCGCGGCGCCACGCUGCACAUCGCAGCGGUCGGACCUCAAGACGUUGGGAGAUACCGGUGUGAAGCCCAGAACGAAAGAGGGGUCAGCUCGCAGUCGGCGUGGCUCGAUGUUUAUGAGAAAGGAUUCAUCAACUUAAAACCCACAAUCAAUGAAACCAUCCACGUCCGCUCGGGCGAGAGCUUGUCCCUGAACGUUGACAUGGAGGCUUAUCCGAAGCCGCACUCGUUCUCCUGGACUUUCAUGGGCCACGAGUUGAGGAACACAACGGACCACGUCAUCACCACACACAGCCACGAGUACAGGUACAGCAGCGAGCUGAGGCUGGUGCGACUGAAGGUGUCAGAGGGUGGAGUUUACACCUUUCAAGCCUCCAACGGUGACGCUUCAGUAAACUACACGUUCACCAUCUUUGUGAUCAGUAAACCUGAGAUCGUGUCUCACGAGGGUCCGGUGGACGGACAGGUACGCUGUGUGGCCGAGGGGUUCCCCGCCCCGCGGAUCACCUGGUACUACUGCGAGCAGCCGUACGCCAGGUGCUCCCAACAGGUGAACGCCACCCAGGAGGAGCACAACGUCAUCACCGUCACGCUGUUCAGCCCCCCGUUCGGCAAGACGGAGGUGGAGAGUCGCGUGAACGUGAGCCUGGGACAGUACAGCACUCUGGAGUGUGUGGCGACGGUGGAGGGAGAGCAGGCCUACACGCUGUUUUCUAUCAGCGAGAGAACUGUCCCCCACGAUCUCUUCACCCCUCUGCUAAUUGGCUCCGUGUCAGCAGCAGGCGUCCUCUGUCUCGUCCUCAUCAUGCUGUUCUACAAGUACAUGCAGAAACCCAAGUACCAGAUCCAGUGGAAAGUUAUCGAGGGCAUCCAUGGAAACAACUAUGUCUACAUUGACCCCACCCAGCUGCCGUACGAUCACCAGUGGGAGUUCCCGCGAAACAACUUGCGUUUUGGGAAGACGCUGGGAUCUGGUGCGUUUGGGAAAGUGGUGGAGGCCACCGCGUACGGACUCUCCGAAGCAGAUUCAGUCGUGACGGUGGCGGUGAAGAUGCUUAAAAGUGAGUGCUGGCAACACACUGUGGGAGACCUUUAUUUGUCCCAGAAGGAUUUUGUCGCUGUUUGUUUUGACAAUUGUUUGUCUGAGGUGGGAACCUGAAAGCAUCAAAGUCAAAUUCAAAGAGCAGGGGGAGGCCGGAGAGCACGCUCCACUGUUGUUCUACAGUAGAGUCGCUACUUAAUAAAUCUACCAUAAACUGGUUUACAAUUAAAAAGUAUUUAAUCCUACUGAAGCUAAUACAAUUACAGAAUGAAGUACACUACUAACAGAAUAUAUAAUAUAUGAUCCGCGUGGAAAAGCUAUUCACUCGCGACUCAGCCUGGAAACACAGAUGUUUCCAGGCUCAGAGCCGAGAAGAAAGAGAGUGAAUUCCUUUCCAGCACUUCCUCUUACAGUUUGAAAUCCCCCCCCUUUUGUCCAUCUUAAUUCCUAUUGGCUAAUUUUGGUUGCCUCCUCCUGGCGUCAGGCUUCCGAAAACCCUCGCGCGGGUACAACCUGCAAAUGUCUGUCUAGAAGUCUGACAUUCCCUUGGCUAUUCUUCACAGUUUAAUACAUACAAUGACUGUCUUUUAUGGCUUAACACUUCUAUGAUAAACAUUCUAUAUAAAGAUAAGGAUUUGCAACUUUUGGCAAAAACCUUCACAAGUUUCACAAGCAAAUAUAAAGGUGCUACAAAUUCUAAGAUACACUUCUAAAACACUUUUACAAUUAGGAAUCUUCUAAUUAUGUAUUC
Messenger RNA from Anarrhichthys ocellatus (wolf-eel), 2864 nucleotides. RefSeq names its product mast/stem cell growth factor receptor Kit-like. Bases 263 to 2230 code for a protein of 655 amino acids. The transcript is spliced from 12 exons. NCBI's taxonomy places the organism in Eukaryota, Metazoa, Chordata, Actinopteri, Perciformes, Anarhichadidae. The record is from RefSeq and is a predicted model, not a curated record. Gene Ontology annotation, molecular function: ATP binding.